AUGGCGUCGGCUUACAUACUCGCCAUCUACUUCUUAGUUGUAGUCCUCGGCGGUCUUCAACUCAAACAGAAGAUCAAGGCUCUCAAGUCUCCUCUGAGGAAACUCCCUGGGCCGUGGUAUGCUCCUCUCACGACAUUGCAUCUACGCUAUCUCUUCUCAACCGGUACCAUCUGGAAGUUGGUAGAGAAAAGCCACAACAAGUAUGGGACAAUUGUCCGACUCGGUCCUCGACAGGUCUGGAUCUCCGACAAAGAGGCCAUGAAGCAGAUUUUGGUCAAGACGGACCUUCCCAAAGUUGCCAUGUAUGCCGAAAUCUCCAGAGACAAGUUCAGUCCCGGACUGUUUGGCGAGAUUCGUCAAGAGCCGCACAGGCGCCUUAAGCGAUUCUUGUCUCCGGCGUUUACGGUCAACUACAUUGAUAACCUUGAGAUGUUCUUCAAGAGCACUGUUCGCGAUGUCCUGAACAAGUACCAGACGCAGAUCAACGAGGAUCCGGUAUACCAUGCAAAGAAGGGUAUCGAAGUCGACUUGAUGGACGACCUUCAUAACGUGGCCCUUGACAUUAUGGGAGAGUGUUCAUUCGGCAAGGGGUUUGGACAGACCAACCCCGACAGCUUAAUCGAAGAUGGAGUCGACGAGAAAAUCUGGAAGUCUAUCCCCCGCUCCAUUUUUGAUGGUCUCAGCAAGCGAUACCAGACUGUAUACGUCAAGAAAUUCUUCCGAGCCCUGGGAAUCGACCUACAAUUCGACUGGCCCGCCGAGAUGAUCACAGCAAUUGACGCCGUGGUCCAACGACGCAAGCGCACCUCGGACGUCGAGCGCCGAGACCUCCUCCAGCACCUCAUCGAAGAGGGCAAAAAGCCAGACACUGGCACCAGCAUGUCUGCCCGCGAUAUUGUCGACCAAAUGGCCGAGAUCCUCCUUGCCGGUUCCGAGACAACAUCCGGCACCAUCGGCUGCCUCUUCCUUGAGCUUGCCCGUAACCCCGACGUCCGCGCCAAGUUGUUUGCCUCUCUCCCGUCCAAGGGCUUCAACGACGAGAUUGUGACUAGCAAAUCGGUUCGCAACGAGGAGGAAUACGAGUAUCUCGAGGCCUGCAUCAAGGAGAACCUUCGCUUGCAUCCCAUUGCAUCGGAGAUGGGCCGCCGCACUGGCAACCAGUGGAUCAACCUCUGUGGCUAUGAUCUGCCGCCUCACACUGUAGUCUCGGCUUCGUACCGCGAUCUACACCGCAACGAGGCUUUCUGGCCCCAGGCAGAACGGUUUUGGCCCGAGAGGUGGCUAUCGAAUGACAAGCGAGACGGGGCACCCGCACCUGAUAUGGACGCGUACUACCCCUUUUCUGGAGGCAAGCAUUCGUGCAUUGGUAUCAAUUUUGCGUGGGCCGAGAUGAGAAUGGUUGCCGCCAAUCUCCUACAAAGAUUUGAUGUGCUCGAAGUUCCGGGUCAAGACAUAGACUUCCGCCAGUACAUCACCAUGCAGUUUGCUACUGGUCACUGGAAAGUUGUUCUCAAGCCGAGGAACUGAGUACAGGUCACCAGACUCUUACGACGAAACGUUCACAACGCAUGACUUUUGGCAUUCAGAUUGGAAAGUAUUUCACGUUUGGUCUCUCUGGAACGGAGUAGCGGGGCUUGAGAUAGUAAGAAAUGCGUUCAAGCGAUUGCUUUUUGGAACAACUGAGUUCAAGGCAUCGAUCUACGGGAAACCUACGAUCUAGAGACGACGGAGAUUGAAUAACAUUGAGUGGUUGCAUUGAAGGUGCGUAAGAGUUGAAGAAUCAACUAGUCUGUGUCUUGCGGAACUUGGCCAACCCCUUGAGUCCCUGGGAGCGGUUAUCACGGAAAAAAGACUUUGUCUGAGAGACUGCAAGAAUCAACGCUCCCACCGGCUAUGUUGCAUUCAACAGCUCGGGGAGACUAGGACAGGAAGAACUUGCAAAGUACCCCAGUCCCAGCAAUCACCACCAGCUUAACGACGUCGAGG
Messenger RNA from Colletotrichum acutatum, 1986 nucleotides. Its product is annotated as cytochrome P450. The transcript has 6 exons. The record is from RefSeq and is a predicted model, not a curated record. The coding region runs from base 1 to 1527 and encodes 508 amino acids. Gene Ontology annotation, molecular function: iron ion binding; oxidoreductase activity, acting on paired donors, with incorporation or reduction of molecular oxygen; monooxygenase activity. Lineage: Eukaryota; Fungi; Ascomycota; Sordariomycetes; Glomerellales; Glomerellaceae.